This is a messenger RNA of Saccostrea cuccullata (small rock oyster), 2854 nucleotides long. RefSeq lists its product as uncharacterized. The record is from RefSeq and is a predicted model, not a curated record. The coding region runs from base 108 to 2486 and encodes 792 amino acids. NCBI's taxonomy places the organism in Eukaryota, Metazoa, Mollusca, Bivalvia, Ostreida, Ostreidae. The transcript has 17 exons.
UCUAGAUAACAAACUGGGUAUGAUGUCUGAUAGAUCUAAUCGGGAUACGUUUCUCUAUUACACAACAAAAUAAUAUCAGGAAUCCCUGUGUUACCAAUAGCUUAAUAAUGCGUCCCGCGGGAGCCCUCUUUUUGUAUAGCUUGUGUUUGAUUAUUUUUCCUGUUGUUCGAGGCCAGAUUGACACGAGUAUCUGUAUUCCUGUCACCAAUACUUCGGAUGCCUCUCCACUACCUGCAUUAUCGCCUUCCUAUUCUACGACAGUGGAAUGGAAGUUAUUACAUAACAACAGCACUGUCAGUAUUGAGGAAUACGUCAUAGGAAUGGAGAAGUUGAGCAGUAUACGAAUUACACAGGAAGGUCAUACGUCACGGAUUAUAUAUGAUGAAAACGCUCAAGAAUAUACAGAAAUUGAUAUUGUAAAUAGUAAAUGUAAAACACACAAAUAUAUUCUUGAUGAUGUUUUAUUUGGAAAAGAAAUUUGGAAAUCAACAACAAAACAGUUAUACGAUAUAUUUAAACAAUCCAUUACUGUAAACCAAGGAACUCAGUUCAUCAGAUCAACAGUUGUCCAGACCUGGACAACGUGUGUCUAUUUAUUCCAGUACAACGUCACGAUGGAUGCUACUCUUUAUUUUGCAGCUGAAGGAUGGCCGAUGCCAUUCGCGGCCCCCGAUGCUAUGGUUCCAGUACGGUUAGAACUCCGGGGGUCCUACAACAAUAACGAGACCAGAUUCCACGCCGUGGGGGAUUACGUCAACUUCCUCCCCUCCCCUCCCUCAGAUCUUGACAGCGUCCAGACAGAGCCGGGUAUGUUCUGCGCUGGGAAAGAUAUUGGAAAGCCUAUGCUGCCUGUUCCAAGCGACUUCUCAGCAGUCAUAGAACGGGUCAACACGCAUGACAAACAAGUCACGUUCGAAACGAUCUGGUUUGAUUCCCAAAGGAAGUUUGUACGAUAUGAGACAAAGUCAGCCGGCGGCGACGAUACUGAUCCCUCCAAGAUCGUGUUCGAUUUUCAUGACGGUGUUCGAUACUCUAUGGACCCUUAUACUGGUGCGUGCGAUCCUGUGACGGUUAUUGAAAGGGGAGAUAAGUUUGUCGAUCAGACAGCGGUACCUGGGACCCGGAUACAAAUGCAGAAUUCUUUAGAUUUCUUUAAGAUUCAAAACGCCACCAUUCAGUAUGUUGGAAAGAGAUACACAAGAAAAAUAUUCUGUGAUGUGUGGAUCGGGCUGUAUUAUGAUUUAAAUAUAGGACAAAACCAAACCGUGGAGUGGUAUUUCCUGGGAGAGGGGUGGCAGGAGGGAAUCGGUACGUCCAUCACCCCCGGGAGUCUGGUCAGGUUUGAUGUGUGGGCGGAGAAUUCGGAUUUCGCCAUCAUUCAUAAUGUACACAAACUGAACCCCUCCACUCCGUAUCUCUCCUCCUUCGACAUUGGACCCUGCUUCCCGGGAAAUCAAAGGCAAAACUUUGUCAUCAAGUUCAUGGCGAGUGGUCUGGACUUGACUCAAGUCAGUCAGUACUACAUCACAGACCAGAUACAAGAAAUCCUCACUACGCAGGCGCAACUAGACAACCUCAGAUUCAGCAAUGUAGCGUUUGACAAUCUUGGUUACAACCAGUGGUACUUCAGUGGCGUGCUGCUGGAUAAAUCCCCCGUAGAUAACCCCAAUAUCUACCCCCCACCUCUGAUGAAGGAGCCACUCAGUAGCGCCUUUGGUUUCCUCACGGGGUUUGUAGACACGCCGUGGGUGUACAACACAACCGGACAAAGCUUCCAGUUGGUUGCCUUGGGGAUCAUUCCGCUCUACUACCCGGAUGAGUUCACGACAACCACCACACUGCCGACGACAACCGGAACUUACCUUGUCCCGACCUUACCUGUCCUGACAAAGGGGACCACCUCUAUACCCACACCACCGGCACCACCUACCGGGCCAACUCAGACAACCAAGGUCACCACAAAGUCGCCGGAGACACCCAAACCAACAACCCAACAAACGACCAAACAACCAACCAAACAAAGCCCAGCAGGUCCUUGUAAAUGUGCAACAUGUCCUCCAUCAACAUGUCCGACUGUCACGUGUCCAGUGGUAACAAGGCCCAAGUCACAAACACCCAAGCCGUGUACUACCCAAGGGUGCAACUGUCCAAAGGUCACGUGUCCAAGACCCACACUCGGACCACCGAAAUGUCCGAAAGUCACCUGUCCAGUGACAACAUUGAAACCAAUGACGUCACCUUGCACUCCGAGUGUCGCCGGCGUUACCGCACUAAAUAAUGUUGGUGCGCAGUCGCAGCAAUCAAGCAACGGUGUUUCUUCAGGUGGCGCUGUGGGUAUUGCGUUUGCCUGUUUAUUCUUGGGAGCCCUUAUAGGUGCUGUCGUUCUGUAUGUCUUUCAGAAAAAGUUUCCAAAUGGAUUCAGAAACAGUGAUGAUGGAUAUUUAAAUCCAGUUUUUGAUGGAGAGUCGAAUUAUAACAAAUACUAGGAUCAAUUACUCACAAACAUUUUGUGCAAUAUUUUGCUAUGUUGUGUUUUUAUAUACAAAUAAACUGUUAUUUAUUGUUUUACUUAUAAAAGUAUUUAUCAAAGAUGCUGGCAGUUGUUGUUUUAUUGUACAAAGAUUUUCAAUUUUCACAGGUGUUAUUUAAAUGUUUUCAAAGAUUCUGACAAGAUUUCUUCAUUAAUGUUCUAACAGCUAUUAUUCAACUGGAUAAAGAUUCUGAUAGUUUGAUAGCCUAGCUGAUGCUAAUCUUUCAAAGAUUCUGUUACUAAACUGUACAAAGUUUCUGCUGGGUGUUUCAACUGUACAAAGUUUCUGUCGGGUGAUAUUUUGUCUAAACAAAGAUUCUGAUA